This is a messenger RNA of Saccharomyces paradoxus, 903 nucleotides long. RefSeq names its product Ggc1p (gene GGC1). The transcript has a single exon. Gene Ontology annotation, cellular component: mitochondrion. Gene Ontology annotation, molecular function: guanine nucleotide transmembrane transporter activity. The coding region runs from base 1 to 903 and encodes 300 amino acids. The record is from RefSeq and is a predicted model, not a curated record. NCBI's taxonomy places the organism in Eukaryota, Fungi, Ascomycota, Saccharomycetes, Saccharomycetales, Saccharomycetaceae.
AUGCCUCAUACUGAUAAGAAGCAGUCAGGAUUAGCUCGUCUUUUGGGGUCUGCCUCUGCAGGCAUAAUGGAAAUUGCAGUCUUCCAUCCUGUGGACACCAUCUCCAAAAGACUGAUGUCCAACCACACCAAAAUAUCCUCUAGUCAUGAACUGAACCGUGUUAUUUUUCGUGAUCAUUUCAGUGAACCUUUGGGCAAACGUUUGUUUACUUUGUUCCCGGGUCUUGGUUACGCUGCAUCAUACAAAGUCUUACAAAGAGUGUAUAAGUAUGGUGGCCAGCCUUUUGCUAAUGAGUUUUUAAACAAGCAUUACAAAAAGGAUUUUGAUAAUCUAUUCGGUGAGAAGACUGGUAAGGCAAUGAGAUCUGCUGCUGCUGGUUCUUUGAUCGGUAUUGGUGAAAUCGUUCUUUUGCCGCUGGACGUGUUGAAGAUCAAGAGACAGACUAAUCCCGAAUCUUUCAAGGGCAGAGGUUUUGUCAAAAUUUUGAGAGACGAAGGCCUGUUCAACUUAUAUAGGGGCUGGGGGUGGACCGCUGCUAGAAAUGCCCCCGGUUCGUUUGCGCUUUUUGGUGGUAAUGCAUUUGCCAAGGAGUAUAUAUUGGGUUUGAAAGAUUACUCUCAAGCUACUUGGUCUCAGAAUUUCAUUUCCUCCAUAGUCGGUGCUUGCUCCUCCCUAAUUGUUUCUGCCCCAUUAGAUGUCAUCAAGACAAGAAUUCAGAAUAGAAAUUUUGAUAAUCCUGAAAGUGGGUUGAAGAUUGUUAAAAACACUUUAAAAAACGAAGGUAUAACUGCGUUUUUCAAGGGUCUAACGCCUAAAUUACUAACAACGGGUCCAAAACUGGUCUUCUCAUUUGCGUUGGCUCAAUCGUUGAUUCCUAAAUUCGAUAACCUAUUGAGCAAAUGA